GAAUUGAGCGCUGAGCAUGUUUCUAUUCUUUCUUCAGCAUGAAGGGGCUGCUGUUGCUCGCUGCUCUUUUUGUGGCUGUUUUCAGCCAGAAGCUGUUUGUGGGAGAUCAGGUGCUGCGGGUAACAGCCAAAGAUGAAGAUCAGAUCACCCUGUUACAGGAACUCUCGGACCUUGAAGACUUGCAGUUGGAAUUCUGGAAGGAGCCAAGACAUCCCGAUCUCCCUAUUGAUGUUCAUGUUCCAUUUGCCAGCCUCCAAGCCGUCAAAGUGUUCUUAGAGUCCAACAGCAUCUCCUACACUGUCAUGGUUAAAGACCUGCAGGCACUGCUGGAUGAAGAGCAACAUCAGAUGAAGAGAUUUCGUUCAAUGCCGCAAGACCACAACACUGACAGCUUUGUCUAUUCCACCUACCACACUCUGGAUGAGAUUUAUGGAUGGAUGGAUACACUGGUUUCUGAGCACCCCAACCUGGUCAGCAAGAUCCAAAUUGGACAAAGUUUUGAGGGUCGUCCUUUAUAUGUGCUUCAGUUCAGCACUGGUGGAGCUGAUCGUCCUUCAAUUUGGAUUGACACAGGCAUCCACUCCAGAGAAUGGGUCACCCAGGCCAGUGGAGUGUGGUUUGCAAAGAAGAUCGCAACAGACUACGGACGUGAUGCUUCCCUUACCUCAAUCCUCAACAAAAUGGACAUCUUCCUUGAGAUUGUCACUAACCCAGAUGGCUAUUAUUUUACACACACAUCCAACCGUAUGUGGCGUAAAACUCGAUCUACAAACCCAGGAUCAUCCUGUAGGGGAGUAGACCCAAACAGAAACUGGGAUGCUGGCUUUGGAGGGGCUGGUGCCAGCAGUAACCCUUGCUCCGAGACCUACCGUGGGCCGUAUGCUCAUUCCGAGUCGGAAGUGAAAUCCAUCGUGGACUUUGUGCAGAGUCACGGCAACUUCAAGGCCUUCGUCUCCAUUCACAGUUACUCCCAGAUGCUUCUUUAUCCUUAUGGAUACACUAGAACUCCUGCCCGAGAUCAAGAGGAACUGCAUAACGUUGCAACAAAAGCUGUUACUGCUUUGUCCUCACUGUAUCAAACCAACUACAGAUAUGGAAGUAUUAUCACUACCAUCUACCAGGCCAGUGGUGGCACUAUUGACUGGACCUACAACCAAGGCAUCAAAUAUUCCUUCACCUUUGAACUGAGGGACAGUGGUCGUUAUGGCUUCCUGCUGCCAGCCAACCAAAUCAUUCCAACUGCACAGGAGACCUGGCUGGCUCUCAUGGCCAUCAUGGAGCAUGCCCGAGAUAACCCUUACUAACUCCUACGUUUGUGCUGGUGUAAAUGUUCAUCUGUGUAUUACAGCAACUGUGACCCCUCUCCAACUAUGUAUAUCAACCAAUUAACUUGGCAGAACAGGACUUUUUUGCUUACAAAAAUACAAAUAAAAUUCCUUCUAGCAGAAA
Lepisosteus oculatus (spotted gar) is the source of this 1449-nucleotide messenger RNA. Its product is annotated as carboxypeptidase A1-like. Lineage: Eukaryota; Metazoa; Chordata; Actinopteri; Semionotiformes; Lepisosteidae. Gene Ontology annotation, biological process: proteolysis. Gene Ontology annotation, molecular function: zinc ion binding; metallocarboxypeptidase activity. The record is from RefSeq and is a predicted model, not a curated record.